AUGGGUUUAGUAAAAAGGAGACAAUGGAAAUAUGGCAAGGUAUGUUCUGACCAAUCCCAGUCAAUAAUCUGACCGCUGUAUUUUGAACCCAUUGAAGUUUCAGUGUCAUCCCCCAAACCAUCCCAUGUACAGUGCAUUGUGAAAGGCAUGGCAGACUCUUUUGCCAAAUGAUUAGCAACCGGCACAGGGAAGCAUAAACCUGAACUUGGAUAUGUAAAACGUAUUUGCAGAGUCUCUCAAGUCCUUUCCAAAGAAAACUCUACCGAAUGCUGUUUGUCUGUUAAGGACAGCACCUGUCAAAAGCACUUUCACUGACAUGGCAGCAGUCAACAUAUGUCUGCUGUGCUCACUGAUUGCCUGUGUUUUCCUCUCACCGCCCCCCCAACCCCCCACUGCAGUCAGAUUACAGAUGGCUGGGUCUUUUCAAUGAAAUUCUUCCUGGCACACACAUGACAUCAGUCCCAUAGAUUAGAAGAAAUUCUAGGCAGAAGCAGUGGUCCUUUUAAAAGCCUUUGAAAACCCUUAAUCUUCUUCUGCCCUCCCCUCACAUUAACAAUGCAGAGAAACCCCAGGGAUAAUCCCAAAUGACACAGUGCAAGCAAGUGCUCUUUAGCCUGAGGAGAGGAAGGCGGAUUUUUUUAUUGGGCCUGGGAGGAAGGAGCAGAGGAUUGCUGCAAAUUAUAGUGCCUUGGCAGGAAAGAAAAUUAGAGCUUAGACUAUCAGUACAACCCUGUGCAAAUUUACUCGAAAGUAAGCGCCACUGAACCCAAAUAGGUGCAAAGGGGAUUGCAGCUGGUGUCAUGUCAAAAUUACUGUGCUUGAAUACUUCAGAAACUUUAUAUCUGAUAAUGCAUGUUAAACAACGUUUGAAUGCCCCAAAAGAAUGUGUCAGACUACCCAAAGGAGAAAAAAAAAUGAAUUAAACAUGGGCUGUAAAAUGGAGAAUCAAAAGAGGAACUAAGUAAUAUUGUUUCAGUCUUCUAGUUUUGCUUAAGAAACAGCACACACAACCAUAAUCUGGGGGUGGGGGUGGGGUUCGUCUUUGUCACCGCAAAUUUCUAUAUUACAUCCAUGCUUUUUAUUGUUAAAUUUGCAGCUGUUAACAAUCUGCCCAUCCUUGCAGCUGCUAAAAAUUCCAAUCGCUCGCCAGCAUAUGGAACAGACAGAACUUCUGCCUAGUUUAACAGCACAAGUCUAGUAUACAUGUCAACUCAGGAGGUUGUCCCAUAGAGGUAAGUACAUGUAGGAAUGCCAACUCAAUUCUGCAUGGAAAAACUCUACUUUUGCUUAAAAACAAACACCAUUUAUCAAGGCUAGGGCAGAUUAAAGCUACAAUAAGCCACUGCAAAUAAGGCUGCAAAUAUUCUCCCUGCUUAUUUGGAUGCAAGUAUCAUUGAACAAAGCAAGGGAUGCGGGUGGCACUGUGGGUUAAACCACAGAGCCUAGGACUUGCCGAUCAGAAGGUCGGCGGUUCGAAUCCCCGUGACAGAGUGAGCUCUCGUUGCUCAGUCCCUGCUGCUGCCCACCUAGCAGUUCAAAAGCACGUCAAAGUGCAAGUAGAUAAACAGGUACCAGUGUGAAGGUGCGCUGCUCUGGUUCGCCAGAAGCAGCUUAGUCAUGCCGGCUCCCUCGGCCAAUAAAGCGACAUGAGCACCGCAACCCCAGAGUCGGUCAUGACCGGACCUAAUGGUCAGGGGCCCCUUUACCUUUAUCACUGAACAAAGGAGUGGGUUGCAUUUAUUUAUUUGCAUUUAUUUUGCAGCACCGAAUACAGUGGAACUUCUGCCUCAUAUAAGUGAGGGAGGCAAAUGCAACCCUCAGGGACGUCUCAAAAUCAGGACUGACCCAAACGUUACACUUUAUACGGUUUAUUUUGUGCCUUCAGUUUUAACAUUGUAAACCAACUUUUGCGUCCUGGCAGGAAGUGGGUAUAUAAAUAGACAGCUUCAAGUAAACUUGCGACAAACAUCAGCUGAAAAUUAAUUACUAGGAAGCAAAACCUAUAGAACUCAGCCAGGGGCUUAUUCAGCUGUCACUCAGCAGCUUUCUAACAUCCCUUUUCACCACGUGAGUUGCGGCUCCGCCCUUCCCGAGUGAGGGCAAGAGAAGGGCUACAGGGCUUCGGCCGCCGCCACCGAGCAUGCUCGGGAAGGGUGGCGCAUGCUCAGUGAAGAACUCGGCAUGAAGAACACCUUUCCUCCUCUUUUCUUUUCAAGGGUUGCGCUGGGGCCUUCGGCUCCCCGCUGAGGGAGAGGGAGAAGGCAGGCUUCUUCCGGAGAACAGGUAGCUACAGAAACACACGCACCCGGGUGGGGGUGCUCGGUGCGGGGGGUGGCGGCGAGGACGGCGCGGAAUACCAGCACGAGAAGCGGCGGCGGCGGCGACAGCGGCUUUCCUAACGGCCCUGUCUCGAGACGCGGCGGUUGGGCUGCGCAUGCGCGAGGGAUGGGUGGUUUUGGUUAUUUAAAAAAGAGCCGUUAGCGGCCGAGGAGCGCGAGCGCCACCUUCAGGCAGGGUGGUGUCAAAGCAGGAGGGAAGCCGCACGGCGAGGGGACUGAAGCAAUGAGAAUGUGGGCGGGGCUUGUCAGUUUUCUCCCGCUGAUUUGAAUGGACGAACGGGAGCCUUGGAGCAGGAUUGGCUGUUCCCUCACCCGCCCUGUUUCUUUUCUCCAUAUUAGGAAGAGCGGCUCAUUUGCCAUUGAGUUUAUGUCACAAAGCUCACGGGCGGCAUUAUUAUUAUUAUUAUUAUUAUUAUUAUUAUACCCCUGGCCCCCUUUGCGUGUCUGUGUCACUCUGUUUCCUGCCUUCUACUACUGUUAUUGUUACUGUAUUUAUUUAUUUAUUCCCCCCCUUUUUUUUGCUUGACAGUGACUCAAGGCAGGCUUACAGAUAAAAAUAAGACCUUCAUAUCCUAUAUAUAUAUAUAUAUAUAUAUAUAUAUAUAUAUAUUAUUAAAUAUUUUCUUGUUUUACAGAAGUAUGUGUAAUGUGUGUGUGUGUGUGUGUAUAUACACACACACACACACACACACACACACACAUAUAUACACACACACACAGCAGUUUGCAACGAUAAAGAAACAUAAAACCAGAGAAAUAACAUCAUGAAAAGUUUAAAAUGAGUUAAAAGCAAAAAAAGAAGAAAAGGAAUUAAAAGCAGACGUAUGGAACUAGGGGUACGCGGGUGGUGCUGUGGUCUAAACCACUGAGCCUAGGGCUUGCCAAUCGGAAGGCCAGCAGUUCUAAUCCCCGCGACGGGGUGAGCUCCCAUUGCUCGGUCCCUGCUCCUGCCCACCUAGCAGUUCGAAAGCACAUCAAAGUGCAAGUAGAUAAAUAGGUACCGCUCCGGUGGGAAGGUAAACGGCAUUUCCAUGCGCUGCUCUGGUUCGCCAGAAGCGGGUUAGUCAUGCUGGCCACAUGACUUGGAAAAGCUGUCUGUUGACAGCCUUCUCAUCUUUGCUGUGUGCAGCUUCUUCCAUCACUGCAGCACAGUCCACAUCUGGGGAGAUUCCUCCUUUUGAUUCAUAACGUUGCCAGAUUUCUUUCCUGGGGUCCGGACAUGACAACCUAUUAUUAUUUUCUGAUUAGGGUGCCAGGAACAAAGGAAGAUGGGAGCCUCUGUGGUUUACAAUAAUUAUGUAGAAUAUUGAAUUACAAUAAGCAUGUCGAAAUAAAUUAAAAAAUUGUCCAGUAGCACCUUAGAGACCAACUAAGUUUGUUCUGGGUAUAAGCUUUUGUGUGCAUGCAUACUUCUUCAGAUACAGUAAACAUGGUUUUCUCUCUCACACACACACCCCAAUAAACAUUUCCUGCUGACAUUUCCUCUUCCACACAGCCAUGGAAGACACAGCAUUCCCGUUCCUCUUUUGCAUCUGGUGCCACUUUUUGUUCCCAUUUGUGGCUUCUAAUGGUCCAUAUAUCUUGAAAGGUGACUCGUUAUAUCUUUUCCUUCAGAGAAGAAAUGAACUGGAGGGUGAUGCUGACGCUGGAGAACUUGGGGCAGUUGCAUCGUGCUUGCCGGCAGCUGCACUCCCUGGCUUAUGGGAAAGGACACCGAACACAGUGGAAGCCUGUCUUGUCAUCUGCCUACCCCAUGUGCCCAGUUCAGCUGCACCCCCUGCUCUGGCAGCCAGACACCAGCUCACAAUUCAGGCUUUUAACAACCAAGGAGGUAAUUAACAGCUACUUUAUUCUUGCUUCCAAGAAUUCCUGUUGUGUGUGCCUGUGGAAUGAAAGCUGGCGCUGUUUUGUGGAGGAAUCUUCAGUGUAUUUUGUAGGGAAACAAAAACGAUGGUUAAUGCAAAAGAAACGUUGAGUAAAAGUGUUUGAUCUGUUCCGAACAAAUUCAAGUGUGCCUUUUGCCCAGCCCAUCUUGAAACGACAAAAGUGGAAACCAUUGGAAACAAGAUGAAAAAUGGUAAUACGGCACAACAUAUGGUUUAAUUGUUCCUCUUUCAAAGUGCAUCAGCACUUUGUUCACUGGAGCGGAGUCCCUGUGGAUCUUUCUUACAUAGCUGUGUGUGUCCGGCUGCCGUAUAAGCAAAGCAGGCCUUGCAUUUUAAGAUUAUACAGCUUUGCGUGAAACUGCUUCCCCUUCCAUCCAUCCCAUGUGCACUCCUUGAACUCUCUUGCAGAGAAAGAAAUCAGCCAAGGAGAAACAGCGACCUGUACAACCAAAACCAGAGAAGCAGGAGGUUGAGAUAAUGUCCAGGAUGACCGUAGAAGACCUUGCAAAAGCCAUGCAUAAAGACAUAGGUGAGACUGUUUCUUUGACUUUGCAAAGGGCACCAUCCUCAGAAUUCCUUCUCAGCUGCUCCCACUUGAAUCCCCUUUUAGUGAAGCUCAGUAUAGCAUCUGCCCUGCAUGCAUACAAGUUGAGUUCACAGCCUCUCCAGGCAGCGCUGGCAAUGUCUCCUGUCUGAAACCUUGAAGAGACCCUGAGAUAGAUGGACCAAUAGUCUAACUCAGUAUAUUGCAGUUUCCUUUGCUGACAAGACAGGAGAAUGUGGGCCUUGUAUCUGCUGACUUGGGAGUCCUGCAGCGGAGCUUAUGUCACUCAUUAGCCCAUUUUAAUUGUUUCAAGAUUUCCUGCCUUUCCAGUGCCAUAAAGGAGGUUUGUGUAAGAUGUCUUUCAUCCUCUAGAGCAUUCCUCAGCCAUCUGCUUCCGAUGUGCUUGAGCUACUUUCAUCUGAGAAAGGUUUGAAUUAAAUGAAUUUGCCAUAGAAUUGGUCCCAGUUGGAUGGGGGUUUUUUUGUGGUGGGGGGUUGGGAGAGGAGAAUGGGAAACCCUUUGUUGUACUUCUUUAGCUUGUUUCAUUUAGAGUUUUUCCCCCACAUGUGAAAUAUAUUUUCCCAAGGUGGUAGUGAUAAAUUUUGUUGUUUAGUCAUUUAGUCGUGUCCAACUCUUCGUGACCCCAUGGACCAGAGCACGCCAGGCACUCCUGUCUUCCACUGCCUCCUGCAGUUUGGUCAAACUCAUGCUGGUAGCUUCGAGAACACGGUCCAACCACCUCGUCCUCUGUCGUCCCCUUCUCCUUGUGCCCUCCAUCUUUCCCAACAUCAGGGUCUUUUCCAGGGAGUCUUCUCUUCUCAUGAGGUGGCCAAAUUAUGGAACCUCAGCUUCAGGAUUUGUCCUUCCAGUGAGCACUCAGGGCUGAUUUCCUUAAGAAUAGAUAGGAGUCUCCUCCAGCACCAUGAUUCAAAAGCACAAAUUCUUCAGCGAUCAGCCUUCUUUGUGGUCCAGCUCUCACUUCCAUACAUCACUUCUGGGAAAACCAUAGCUUUAACUAUACAGCACUGAAAUCCAGGCUUGAAUUCAGCGGCUGCUGGGGUGGUGACUGCAAGUCCCUGUGUGACAAAGACCCUAUCCAGCUAGGCUCCAAGUAGUUCAAAUUGCUAUGUUUUACUUCCAUUGUUGAAGGCAGUAUGCGUCCAAUUGGCAGUUGCUCGGAAUCACAAGUGGGAGGGAGUGCAGUUGUUCUCACUUCCUGCUUUUGGGCUUCCCAUAAGCAUCUGGUUUGCUAAUGUGAGAACAGGAUGCUGCCCCAGAUGUGCCACUGGCCUGAUCCAGCAGGCUCUUCUUAGAGCUGCUUCAUCAACCAUGUUCUUCCUGAGGUUGGUGCACUGACCAAUACAACUUUCCGUUUCUGUUUUCAGAUCAUAUAUACGAAGCCUUGCUAAACACGAGCGUUGAUAUAGACGCACUAGAACCCGACUCGGUCCUGGAUGAAGUGUUGAUCAAGGACAUCGUUCAAAAAUCCGGCAUGAAACACAAAUGGGCCAAGUUGAAAGAAGACAAAAUCAAAGAAAACAAAGAUGCCGUAAAGAGGUAAUGGCUUGGGUUAAUUGAUUUUGGUUGCUAGGUUUAUGCAGACCCUGUUUUCCAUCGCCCUUUUGCUAUUCCGGCUUAUGUUUGAUGUCUAUAGUCUUUGAUACUCAUUCGCAAGCUUGGAUCCUAACUUUUCGCUUAGGUUUUUGUGUGUGCUAAUAUUGAUUUAAAAAUAUUAGUAACUUUAUAUGAAUGUACAAAUUAUAUCUAACUGCAUUUUCAUAAUAUUUUGUUUUAAGUUGUCUGUUGUUGUUUCAGUUAUUUGUAUACCGCUUAGAGAUAUUUUCAAUAUGUUAAGCAGUAUAGAAAUUAAAUAGUCAAUCAAAGCCUUAAUUAAUAUUGAGCCAAUUUUGUUUUCUCUCUGUCCACACCCCUUUUGCUUUGCUUAUCCUCUAGCCCAGUGGUUCUCAACCAUUUUUCUCUGAGCCGCGCUUUCAGAAUAAAAAUAUGCUUGCGCCACACUGAAAUUUUUAUUGAUAAGAAAUACGUUGGAAAACGAUUCCUGUGCUUCUGUCUACGAGUCCAAAUAAAAACCAUUUUAGCCGUUAUGGAAAUCUCAUUUGGUCAGUAGUAUUUGAAAUAAACCCUUCUCAGAUCUUUUAGUUUCUAUAACUCAAUAAACAAAGAAGCGCUGACCGAAGUAAAGCCCUUUGCUGUGAAGAGAGCACCCCGUUUCAUUUAGCCACAUAUCCAUGCGUACUCCAUUUCCUGAAGAAGAAAAUAACCACAUCUUGGCAGGCUACUGGCAUUGGGCUGUGACUCGUUGCUGAGGAUCGCAUGCUGAGAUCAUUGAUGCUCAGGAAUUUUAAGGGAUCUGUUAAGAGGAAAAUGUUAAGGAGAAACACAAGGAGGGUUUACUUCAUGGGUAGGCAAACUAAGGCCUGGGGCCGGAUCUGGCCCAAUUGCCUUCUCAAUCCGGCCCACAGACAGUCCAGGAAUCAGUGUGUUUUUACAUGAGUAGAAUGUGUCCUUUUAUUUAAAAUGCAUCUCUGGGUUAUUUGUGGGGCCUGCCUGGUGUUUUUACAUGAAUAGAAUGUGUCCUUUUAUUUAAAAUGCAUCUCUGGGUUAUUUGUAAAGGGAUCCCUGACCAUUAGGUCCAGUCGUGGCCGACUCUGGGGUUGUGGCGCUCAUCUCGCUUUAUUGGCCGAGGGAACUGGCGUACAGCUUCCGGGUCAUGUGGCCAGCAUGACUAAGCCGCUUCUGGCGAACCAGAGCAGUGCACGGAAACGCUGUUUACCUUCCCGCCGGAGUGGUACAUAUUUAUCUACUUGCACUUUGACGUGCUUUCGAACUGCUAGGUGGGCAGGAGCAGGGACCGAGCAACGGGAGCUCACCCCGUCGCGGGGAUUUGAACCGCCGGCCUUCUGAUCGGCAAGUCCUAGGCUCUGUGGUUUAGACCACAGCGCCACCCGCGUCCUGGGUUAUUUGUGGGGCAUAGGUUCUCUUUCCCCCCCAAAAUAUAGUCCAGCCCCCCACAAGGUCUGAGGGACAGUGGACCGGCUCCCUGCUGAAAAAGUUUGCGGACCCCUGGUUGACUUCAUUUGCAAGCCUUGUGUGUUUCUGUUCAUUGCAGGCCUCCUGCAGAUCCUGCUUCAUUAACUCCAAGGCCUCCAGUUGUUACCAUUCUGGGCCACGUCGACCACGGGAAAACCACGUUGCUUGACACGCUGCGGAAAACUCAGGUGGCAGCAAUGGAAGCAGGCGGCAUCACGCAGCAUAUUGGUGCCUUUCUUGGUAUGAUUUAUCAGAGUCAUUUUAACGUGCAUUGAUAAUUACGCUGACUUUUCCUCAGAUUGUCCCAUCCACACCAUACAUUUAAAGAACUCUUGGACCACUUUAACGGUCAUAGCUGUUAAGGGUCUCCCCUCAGCACCCUUGAACAAACUACAGCCCCCAGGAUUCCUUGGGAUCUCCACACAAUCUUGUUUCCUAAGGUGUUUUAGUGUCAGAAAACAGUCCCAGAUCUAAAGGUUGAGUUGCUGACGCUACUCUGCUGUACAGUACAGAAAUGAAGACCAGUGCUCGCUUCAGCAGCACAUAUAUACAGAAAUGAAGACCAGCUUCAAGAAUAAGGGGCGCGGCUUCCAAGAAAAUAAUAUUUAUCAUGAAGGCAUACAGUGGAAUUUGAGACUGCAGCAGUGACAGUAAAAGAAACCUUUAAAAAAUAAAACAUAUAAGAAAUAUAUGUUUAGCAGAUUCCCUGAGUUUGGCUUUGUGAAGAACUGUUGCUACCUUAACAGAAUCCAUGUUCAAAAGGAAUUUGAGCAAUCUGCAAUCGUGUAACCAUUUUUUGGUGGGGAACAAGACCCAUGGAGCUCUGCGGGGCAUAGAUUUUUGACAUGCAUUUAUAAUUUUUACAGUAGUGCUGUAUAGAUUUGAUUGUUGUUGGGGUUUUUGUUUUGGGUUUUUUUACAGUGCGUUUGCCUUCUGGAGAAAAAAUAACAUUUCUGGAUACACCUGGCCAUGCUGCCUUUUCAGCCAUGAGGGCGAGAGGUACACAUGUCACGGAUAUUGUCAUAUUGGUGGUAGCCGCAGAAGAUGGCGUAAUGAAGCAGACUGUGGAAUCUAUUCAACAUGCUAAAAAUGCCAAAGGUACAGCACUUUUCUUUAAAGUGGGUGGGAGGAAGGGAGAGAUAAGUGCCAUUGGUCAAAUAGCAUACAUACCGUAUUUUUCUCUCUAUAAGAUGCACCAGACCAUAAGACGCACCUAGUUUUUGGAGGAGGAAAACAAGAAAAAAAAUAUUCUGAAUCCCAGAAGCCAGAACAGCAAGAGGGAUCGCUGCGCAGCGAAAGCAGCAAUCCCUCUUGCUGUUCUGGCUUCUGGGAUAGCUGCGCAGCCUGCAUUCGCUCCAUAUGACGCACACACACUUCCCCUUACUUUUUAGGAGGGAAAAAGUGAGUCUUAUAGAGCAAAAAAUACAGUAAUCACUGAAAGCCUUCACUUUUUUCCAAGGCCCUUAGGUCAGAUUCUUGUUUGCGAGCUGCUCGUUCUGAUAUGGUGGGAUCAAAAUAUCUUCACAAAUAAAUAUCCUUUCACAACUGUAGUUUUGGGGAAACGUCUUUGGUUUGCAGCUUCCCAUGCUUCACUGUUUGGACUUUGGCAUUCUCCCCCGUUUCCUUUUCUCUCGCAGUUCCAAUUAUCGUUGCCAUUAAUAAAUGCGACAAGCCUGAAGCCAACCCGGAUAGAGUGAAGAAAGAGCUCCUGGCUCACAAUGUAGUUUGUGAAGAAUAUGGAGGAGAUGUUCAGGCUGUCCAUGUUUCAGCACUAAAGGUAAUUUUAACCUGUUGUCACUGUACUAGUCAUAGGUGGGCUUCAUUUCUGGAAGCAUGUUAUUUCCAGAAGCACUUUUCCUUUUCCCAUAAGCUAGUUCCAGCUAAUUCUGGAAGGUAAUUUGUAGUGCUUUUCACAGUGCAAAAUAAAAAUGCUUGUGUCAUUCUUGUGUGUCUGCAGGUGUAGAUCUACAGAUCAUUAGAUUGACGCUAAGAUGUUUCUUACAUCGAUCUGGGAGAGAAUUAGUUGGGGCAAAUGUUAAUUUUUUGAGGCUGAAUAAACAACUAAAUCUGCAAUCCUAAAAUGAGUGGGACCCAAAGAUGAUUUUGCUGCCGUAUGCAGCUAAGCCCUGCUGUGUUUUCACCAGCAGGGCAGAAGGGAGGUCCAUUUUGUGGGUUCUUAGAAACCCUGUUUUGGAGGGUAAUACAAAGGUGUGAUUUACACCAUCACCUGGGCUUUUGGAUCUGUCCGAUUCAAGCUGUUUCCUGGUGCUCCCUCGAAACACCCUCUUUUUGACUCUAUCCAUUGGUAGGGCCAGGUUUCGGUAGCAGCAAGGAGGUAGAAUUCAACUUCUGGCCUCUCUCUGUUUAUCCUAUACCCCUAGGGUUGCCUCCUUAAAGAGCAGAGGCAGCAACAAAGCUGCUAUAUGACGGACCAUACAGAUUGGAUGUCUUUUCCUCAUGCCAUUGCAAAUGAUCAAAAAACCCACAACCCAGCAAAGGAAGUACUGUGGGUUGGGAAAAAAAUUCCCUGGUGCUGAUGCAUGUUCCUGGACAUGAAGGAAUACCUGGCCACACAAUGACAGUCUCCAUGCAGAGGGGUUUAAAUCAUCCCCAUCCUCAAACGGCCGCCUAUGCAGUAAUCCAGAUUUUAGAGCUAUUCAUCUCCUGUCGUAACGUAACUGAUGUGUCAUUUCCUUGAUCCCAAGCGACUCAGCUCUUUUCUGAACUGUCUUUGUUCGGUGUAGGGUGACAACUUGAUGGCUUUAGCAGAGGCAACCGUGGCUCUUGCGGAGGUGUUGGAACUGAAGGCAGACUCUACGGGCCCCGUGGAAGGCACCAUCAUAGAGUCUCGUACAGAUAAAGGAAAAGGGUGAGCCACAGGCACAGGCCCCUUCAUUCCUUGACAGAAUCACUAGUCAUUUGAGUCAUUAUUAUUACUAUUAUUAUUGGUAAAUGUCAACCAUGCUUUUUUCUUCAAUGUUAUCUCCAUUAAUUGCCACCACCAGUCCUCUAUAUUUUUCCAUCUAUGUCCAUGUUAAAAUCUCUCUACUGCAAUCACAUAUUGGAAUUAACUUCCUGACAGUAAGAGCUGUUCGACAGUGGAAUUUGCUGCCAAGGAGUGUGGUGGAGUCUCCUUCUUUGGAGGUCUUUAAGCAGAGGCUUGACAACCAUAUGUCAGGAGUGCUCUGAUGGUGUUUCCUGCUUGGCAGGGGGUUGGACUCGAUGGCCCUUGUGGUCUCUUCCAACUCUAUGAUUCUAUGAUUCUAUGAAUAAUAUUCCAUAAUUUUCUCCUCCCUUGAUAUAUAUCCUUUAAUUCAUGCCCAGUUCCAGAUGUCCAAAUUCCAUUUCCUGUUGCAUUUCCAUUUCCUGUUAUUUAGAAGCAAAGUGGCUUCUGUUACUGCAAGACUAAGAGAGGUUAGGCUAUUGAACCCAGUGUGCAACCGAUCUAUCUCUUUCUGUGCUUCUGGGAAGCCACAGGAGAGCCACCGGGAAUGUAGUGGGUGAACUUGGGACUGGUCCUUAUCUCCAUCAUAAUUCACCUAACAGGGGUAAGGAACUGUGGGGUUGGUGAUAUUAGCGAACCAGCGGCCCUCCAGAUAUUGCAGACCUACAUUUCCCAUCAUGCCUGAUUGUUGGUUGGAGCUGAGGGGAGUUGAAGCCCAGCAACAUCUAUAGGACCACUGAUUUCCCCAUCCCUGACUUAAGGAGUGGGGAAUCUAGGUACACUGUCCUGAACUAUUUGGAAGGGCUGGGCUCAAGUGUGAUAAAACAGAUAUCAAAGUACAGUGGCACCUCGGGUUACAUACGCUUCAGGUUACAGACUCUGCUAACCCAGAAAUAGUACCUUGGGUUAAAAACUUUGCUUCAAGAUGAGAACAGAAAUCGUGCUCCGGCAGCAGCAGGAGGCCCCAUUAACUAAAGUGGUGCUUCAGGUUAAGAACAGUUUCAGGUUAAGAACAGACCUGCGGAACGAAUUAAGUUCUUAACCCGAGGUACCACUGUAAACAGAAAGCAUAUGCAUUGCGAAUUUCUUUGCUACCAUCCACAUAUGCUAUAACCUGCCUCAAGACAGCUCACUAUGGAAAAAAAUGCAAAUAAAAUUAGUGGCAUAAAAUUGGUUGUUCGAAUUCAAACGUGAUCUUCCCUCUUUCUCCCCUCUAGUCCAGUUACCACUGCCAUCAUCCAGAGAGGCACUCUGAGAAAGGGCUGUAUUCUGGUUGCAGGGAAAAGCUGGGCCAAAGUGCGUAUGAUGUUUGACGAGAACGGCAAGGCCAUGGAAGUUUCCCCUCCAAGCAUGCCAGUGGAGAUCGUGGGAUGGAAGGAGGUUCCUUCAGCCGGAGAGGAAAUCCUUGAAGUAGAGUCUGAGGUACCACAGAUUUCCCAUUUAGCAUUUAAGCCUGGUGCCCCCAAGGUGGGUCCUCUCACUGGGCAACGAGGACACACUCACCUUGGGCUUCAGGCCUCUGGGGGGAAAGCAGCAGGGACAAGCUACCAGGGCAGUGAUGGAGAACCUGCGGCCUUCCCCAUGUCGUUGGGCUGCAACUCCCAUCUUUCUGAGGCUGAUGGGAGUUGGAGCCCAACAAUAUCAGGAUGGCCGCAUUGGGCCCCCAUCCUUGUACUACAGAGAAGGAGCAGAAUUAAUGAACACGGAUUGGCUUCGGCUGUGGCAGCUCAAGAAGCUAUUUACACUGCUGGAACAGAAGCUGUGUGCAAGCUGUUUGCAUCCUGCUUUCUUCCACUCCAUUACAGUGGUACCUCGGGUUACAUACGCUUCAGGUUACUUACAUUUCAGGUUGCAGACUCCGCUAACCCAGAAAUAGUACCUCGGGUUAAGAACUUUGCUUCAGGAUGAGAACAGAAAUCGUGCUCCGGCGGUGCGGCAGCAGCGGGAGGCCCCAUUAGCUAAAGUGGUGCUUCAGGUUAAGAACAGUUUCAGGUUAAGAACAGACCUCCAGAAUGAAUACUUAACCUGAGGUACCACUGUACCUAAGAUGGCAGGGUGCAGCGGCUCAUGGAGAGCACAGUGGGCCCCACAAUCUCUGUGUACUUAGCAGCGCUUGUUCUGAUCUUCCUCAAGCCACCAGAAGCAUAAUAACUUCAUUGACCACCUCUCCUCCACAAAAGGUCUGGAGGGUUGUAAAAUGAGAACGGACCUUCUCUGCAGUAGCUCCCCACUUAUGGAAUGCUCUCCCUGGGGUGAUUUGCCUGGCACCUUCAUUAUACACCUCUAGGCACCAGGCAAAAACAUUCCUCUUCAACCAGGCCUUUGGCUGAUUGUCAUCUGAUGCCCUUUUUAAUGUUUUUUUUUUGGGGGGGGUAGAUUUUUAGUGUGUUAUUGUUCUUAUUUUUAUUACGUAUCUUGUGUUUUUUAUAUCGUGAUUAUAUAUUGCAAACCACCCUGAGAUCUAAGAGUAUAGGGUGGUACACAAAUGAAUACAAAAUUAAAAUGAAGUAAUAAUAAAAAGUGUAAAGCAAAAAAUAUAGCUUAAAAAAACCCUAAGAUAAUUUAAACAGAACAGCUGUGUUUGGAGGCAACAUAUAUUUGAGUACCAGCUGCAGUGGCUGACUCCAUCCUAGUUUGAGCUGUUAACAUCUGGCUGGUCAGUGCUGCAGAUGUAGGUUUGACUACUACCUUCCCUUCCAGGUACCGAACACAGUUCCCCACUUCCCUCUGUAGCUCUCGGUGCACACCAAAAAUAAAUUGCUGGUGGGAAGGGAACCCUUGGGCUGUUGGGUGGGGGCUGCAGAUGGAGGUGGGAGCCCAGAUCCUGGGAUCCCAGCUAUCCUGCUAGAUCAGAGAGGCAGUUCUUUUGUUCUUCUGCCAAGCAAAGGGCUCGUGAAGUUGUUGAGUGGAGAAGCUACGCCGAGCAACAAGAGAAGGCGAAGAAGGACCUAGAGGUCAUUGAGGUGAAGCAGAAGGAGCACAGGGAUGCCUACAAGAAGGACAGAGAAGGCAUGGAAAACAUGUCCUGGAAGCAGAGAAGGGCAGCGGUGUACAAGAGCAAAAAGCAUCUCCUGGCUAUACGACCGAAAGAAAAAGGGGAGAGUGACAAAAAUGUGCUGCACAUCAUCAUCAAAGGUGGAGUCCUUCUUACUCAGUUGGGUUUGUCCUGCUCCCAAGAGCUGCUAUUAUUAUUAUUAUUAUUAUUAUUAUUAUUAUUAUUAUUAUUCCCCAGCACCGAGGCAGUGGGCUGGGCGGGGUGCACUUCCCCAUAUAAUAUUAAAUAGCACCUGUAAUGGUAUCAGGGGGUUGCACGAGAGCAAUCAAGCAAUCGGGCAAAUUCCUCCCUGGUCAGCUGUAAACCCUUGUUAUUGGUGCCAAAAAAAACCUUCACCAUGAAGAGCGCCUCUAUUCCAUGUCUUGCUCAUUCACUGGCAGAAUCUGAGAGUGGGCGGUCCUUAAACCUUCCCCAGCAGAGUAGUUUGUUGACACCCAGUCUGCGCCUCCCCUCUCUGCGCGGAAGCCUACUGCGCAAGGAGGGCAUGGGUAACGGAGGACCUCUCUCCUCCCCGCUUUGCUGCCUCGCCUCCCCCGAGCCCUGCAGCUCCUCUCCACUGGAGGUGUGGUUACUCUCUUCCGCUGAGGGGGUGCUGCUUCCCACAAUCUUUGGGGGCUCUCUGUAAUCCAUCCUGCUUUUCCCCUCUCGCCCCUGAGCCGAUGGCAGUUCCCUGACAGCACCAUUUGAAGCCUCGAGAAAGCAAGGCCCACAAGAGGGCACACAUGGUACAUAGGAAGCUGCCUUAUAUCAAGAUAGACCAUUGGUCUGCCUAGUUCAGUAUUGUCUGCACUGAUUGGUAGCGACUUUCCAGGAUUUCAGACAGAGCUCCCACAGUCUUGCCUGGAGGUGUUGGAAAGUGGACUUAAGUCGUCCUCCUGCAUCGAAAGCAAAUGCUUUAAUGCUUGAACCGUGGUCCUUCCUCAUGCUACUUAACUGACACACAGGUGUGACUUAACUGGCAUUGAGAAUGGCACCUGUCAUUGUUAGCCAUUUAUGAUAAAAUAGGCACCAUACACAGGACGCGGGUGGCGCUGUGGGUAAAACCUCAGCGCCUAGGACUUGCCGAUCGCACGGUCGGCAGUUCUGUGCUCCCGUCGUUCGGUCCCAGUGCCUGCCAACCUAGCAGUUCGAAAGCACCCCUGGGUGCAAGUAGAUAAAUAGGGACCGCUUACCAGCGGGAAGGUAAACGGCGUUCCGUGUGCUGCGCUGGCUUGCCAGAUGCAGCUUGUCACGCUGGCCACGUGACCCGGAAGUGUCUGCGGACAGCGCUGGCUCCCGGCCUAUAGAGUGAGAUGAGCGCACAACCCUAGAGUCUGGCAAGACUGGCCCGAACGGGCAGGGGUACCUUUACCUUUACCUUUACCUUAGGCACCAUACACAAGACCUGAAGAUAAAUUGAGACUUGUCAAGUUGGCAACAGUUGAACAGCAAGUAUUAUUCACGUAUAUGUUAAUGACUACAAUGUGUUUCUCUCCCUUGAGCCCAAGAGAGGCUUUAGUCCUUUUUGUUUUCAAAACGCCUUCAUAGCGGUGCAUAAGUUACUAGUCCAUAGCUUGCCUGUCCUCACAAACUCCUCCAGACACCCUCACGGUUCUCAGCCAAAGAAUCAACUAACAGAGUAGCUUGCCAACUGCCACCUCCUUUCCCCAUACCAGUUAUUCUUUGUGAAAUGCAUUUAUAAAGCAAAUACAAUACCAAUGCUAACAGUCACGACUGUUAAUGGCUGUACUUGUAGACUCUUCUUUAUUGAGCAACCCCACAACAUUUUAAUCAGACUGUUGGAAAGUCCUGGGAGGUUUUAAUUUCAGAAGAAGAAGAGUUUGGAUUUGAUAUCCCGCUUUAUCACUACCCGGAGGAGUCUCAAAGUGGCUAACAUCCUCCUUUGCCUUCCUCCCCCACAACAAACACUCUGUGAGGUGAGUGAGGCUGAGAGACUUCAGGGAAGUGUGACUAGGCCAAGGUCACCCAGCAGCUGCAUGUGGAGGAGCGGAGACACAAACCCGGUUCCCCAGAUUACGAGUUUAUUGCUCUUAACCACUACACCACACUGGCUCUCAGUGUGUCUGUGAGACACAGUUUCCGCGAGUUUAAUCAAAGCUCUAUUCAUUGCUCAGCUCCUUCUCAUUUAAUUGCAUGAGACUUAAGAUCCUCAUGGAUUGUACAGUAAUUAGUUGUGCUAUUCUUUGUUUUGUGUGUGCCACUCGCAUUUAAACUCACUGGGACUUUUGCUCCGCCCAGGUGACGUUGAUGGUUCUGUGGAAGCCAUCUUGAACAUCUUGGACACCUACGACGCCGAUGAGGAGUGUGAACUAGACGUGGUCCACUGUGGGAUUGGGGAUAUUAGCGAAAAUGACAUAAACCUCGCAGAGACAUUUAAAGGUAAAGGGUGGCCAUUGAAGAAAGCGGUACAAAGUCAUGUGUCUUAGAUGGCUAAAGAGCCAGAGCACUUUGCCUUGCAAGCAGUCAGCAGCUCAGUAACCGGCCUUAAAGUACAGUGGUACCUUGGGUUAAGUACUUAAUUCGUUCCGGAGGUCCGUUCUUAACCUGAAACUGUUCUUAACCUGAAGCACUACUUUAGCUAAUGGGGCCUUCCGCUGCUGCCGUGCCACCAGAGCACGAUUUCUGUUCUCAUCCUGAAGCAAAGUUCUUAACCCGAGGUACUAUUUCUGGGUUAGCAGAGUCUUUAACCUGAAGCAUCUGUAACCUGAAGUGUCUGUAACCCGAGGUACCACUGUACACAGAAGGUGUGCUGCAGUGACUGCAGGCAGGGUUCCCAUGGAGCAGAACGGGAUGCACUUUCCCACCCAUGUUGCAAGGCAAGUCAGGAAUGCGUAUCUCAUCCCCUUGACACAUUGUGUUACCUGUCAAGACUGUGGCCAGCUGGCACCUUUGAUGCCAACUAUUGGAGCUGCACAUUAACUCUCCUGGUUUAGGGGUAGUUGCUGCAUGCACCAUCCUGAUUUCUGAAUGCUUUGCAUGCAAGAUUAAGAGUCUUCACGUAAUGCUUUUCAUGUAAGUCAGCUUGAGGCCCUUUGUGGGACAAAAGGCAACUUGCAGGUUUUUAUAAGUGAAAUAAAUGGCUUUCUGCAUGGCUGUGGGAAUUCAGGGCACAGAAUUUAACAUUGCAAGAAACUCAUCUUUAAUGUGAAGGAGGUCUCUCUUCCACAUGGCUGCAAAGAUAGGCUUGAGGUGUGUGUGUGUGUGGAAUGCUUGAUGAAAUCAUGGAAGUCAGAGAGGAGUAGGGUAGGAUUUUCAGUUCCCGAGACGUCUCUUCCCCAUCUCUUUCUUUCAGAUGUGGAAUAAAUUAUGCAAAAUAAGCAGGUGCGUGCGAAUGGGUGCAAUUCAGUUGGGUUUCAGAAUUUAGCAUUCCUUGGUGCAGAAUGUUACCAUGCUGCAGAUGUUUUGGAUUUUCUCUUCAUGAAUAUACUCAGCCCUGCCCUUAAUGUUUGGUAAAUAGAGCAACUCUGGAACUUUUAAAGCAUGCUUAAUUUGAGCCAUUAGAAAGAAGAAGUAAAAUAGCAAUUUUACACUUACCCUCUUUUGUUGCAUUGCCAGGUGUUGUAUACGGGUUCAACGUGGACGCAAAUAAACCUAUUCAGCAGCUGGCUGCCAAGAAGGGAAUAAAGUUGAAAAUGCACAAAAUCAUCUACCGGCUUGUUGAAGAUUUACAGGCGGAGCUGAGUAGCACCUUGCCCUGUUCUCUAGAGGAGCAUGUGUUGGGUAUACUUCUGAAUUUGAGAUGGCGGAAAUAGGGGUGGGUGGGUGGUAAGCAUUGCUGGCCUGGGGGCCCGGGUGGUUGGCCUCCCAAAAGCAGCUGUCUGGCCACUGGACCUUUGGCGUGAUGAUACACCAGAAGUCUUUCAUUCAAGGGGUAGCAGUUUCAGCAUGGGUAUUUCUAAAAGCGGGAUGCGGGUGGUGCUGUGGUCUAAGCCACUGAGCCUCUUGGGCUUGCCAAUCAGAAGGUUGGUGGUUUGAAUCCGCACAACGGGGUGAGAUCCUGUUGCUCUGUCCCAGCUCCUGCCUACCUACCAGUUCGAAAGCAGGCCAGUGCAAGUAGAUAAAUAGGUACUGCUGCAGCGGGAAGGUAAAUGGCGUUUCCAUGUGCUCUGGUUUCCGUCACGGUGUUCCGUUGGGCCAGAAGCGGCUUAGUCAUGCUGUCUCUGGACAAAUGCCAGCUCCCUCGGCCUGAAAGCGAGAUGAGUUCUGCAACCCCAUAGUCGCCUUUGACUGGACUUAACUGCCCAGGGGUCCUUUACCUUACCUUUUUCUAAAAGUACUGAUAUUCAUGAAAUAGUGACAAACCAGAGACAGGAUUCUCUGCAGAAAUGCGCAGUGCUGUGACCGGCUGCAGAAAUUCUACUUCCUAAGGAUCUGUUUUUCUUUUUUAAUGCAAAAUUCUUCAUUUAUAUGGCACCCAUCUGGCUGGGUUGCCCCAGCCACUCUGGGCAGCUUCCAACAAAUUAAAAACAUCAAGCACAGUAAAACAUCAACAAUUAAAAACUUCCCUGUCAGAUAGUUGUUUAUUUCCUUGAUAUCUGCUGGGAGGGCGUUCCACAGGGAGGGGGUUGACUACUGAGAAAGCCCUCUGCCUGGUUCCCUGUAACCUUGCUUCUCACAAGGUUAGAAAGCCCUCGGAGCUGGACCUUGAGUCCAGCUGGGCUGGACGAUGGGGUUGGAGACACUCCUUCAGGUAUACAGUGCUUGAUACUUUGCUUGUAAUGUUUGCUGCAAUCUUACAGCACUUAGUGAGGUGCAGUUUGAACAGAACUUCUGUAGGUCAAGACUAGGGGGAAAAGGGAUGGGCUUCAACUUUUACUCAGAACAGACCUACUGAGUUCAGUGGGUCUACCAAUCACGUUCAUUUCAAUGAGUCUAAGCUCUGAGCUAAGUAAAACUUUGUUGGAUGAAGUAAAACAGGCUAAAGCUGCAGAGUUACUACAAAACAAGAAAGGGGAAAGAUUGCAGACUUGUUCAGGUACGUCAUUUAAAUUGCACAAAAUCCAGCUUUUAACUUGGAAAGUCUGGAUGCUGGGUUUUUUUUAGUACUGGAUACAAGUCACCUUAGCUUUUGUAUUUUGAUUGGAAUUAAUGUUCGUAUCUUUUUUAAUGAGCAGAGACUGCCUAAAUGGCACUUUUACGCUUUUAGGAUUCUCAUGCUUUUUUGUUUUCCUUAGGAAAAGCUGUUGUUUUAGCAAUCUUUGAUGUCACAGUUGGAAAAAGUACAGUUCCAGUAGCUGGCUGCAGAGUACAGAAGGGGCAGCUGGACAGAAAGAUGAAAUUUAAGUUAAUUCGUAAUCAAGAAGUUAUUUGGACAGGUGAGUAGCGGUUGAUUUCCUAAGCAGACAGUUCUACUGCCCAGUUCCCACAAUUGUAUGAAACUCCUGGAUUUCGUAAGCCUGCUUUCUGCCCCUCCCCUUGGUGAAAUUCUUACUAAAAAAAAAUAAUAGGCUGAAUAAGGAACCGAUAUUUAAGCACCUCUUUCUACAAAAAUAAAGUUUGAUCCUCCUCAGUCAUGUCAGUCACAGACACUUUCCCAAUAUGCUAUGUAGAUACUUUUGUGGGUAGCAGAGCUCCAGGUGGAAUCAGUUACUGAUUCUCUUCCGCAUGACUGUGUUGAAUUAUUGCAGAGGUGUGUUCAUAUAAUCUCAUGUGAGGUGUGUCUCUCCGACUGUUAACUUUAAGGGGGAAUUUGAAAACAUUACCGUUUACCCAGGCAUUUGAUGGUUAAAUCUUGUACGUGGCAACCAUGAGAACACUGGAUGCUUUAGUUGAGAUUCCUGCAUUGCCAGGGGUUGGAGUAAUUGACGCUCAGGGUCCUUUCCUUUUUUUUUUUUUUUUUUAAAAAAAUUUUAUUAAUUUCCCAUUAUUUAUACAUUAUAUCCAUAUUUCAAUAUAUCUCAUACAUUUUGGACUUCCUUCAGCGUCAUUGACAUUCAUUCGUAUUUAUAUCUUUAACACACAUUCCAUUCUUUCAUAUUGCCAUUCUUUCCUCCCUUCAUACAUUAUUUCUAUUGAACAAUACUUAUUAGUUCUUUACAGUGCCUCUUUAAAUCCCACUAGCGUUGUAUUUACAAAACAUUUAUUCUCCAGAUAACCCACAAAUUUCCCCCAGUCCUCAAUAAACUUUUGAUCCUUAGUAUAUCUGAUUUUCCCUGUUAAUUUAUCCAACUCGGCGUAUUCUGUCAGUUUUACUCUCCACUCUGCUACCGUUGGGAUUUCUUCCUGCUUCCACUUCUGAGCUAUCACAAUUCUGGCUGCCGUUACCGCAUACUGGAAGAGUUUGCAAUCCUUUCUUCUGAUAUCCUUUCCCACAAUGCCUAAUAAAAGGCUUCUGGCUUUUUACAAAAGUAUAACUUAACAUCUUUUUCAUUUCGUUAUAAAUUUCAUCCCAGAAGUUUUUAACUUUUUUACACUCCCACCAUUGAUGAUAGAAAGUCCCUUCCUUUUGUUUACAUUUCCAGCAUUUGUUAUCUGCCUUAUACAUCUUAGCCAAUUUUACAGGUGUCAUAUACCACCUGUAGAGCAUCUUCAUCACAUUUUCCCUCAGUAACGUGCAUGCCGUAAAUUUUAUGUUCACUCUCCAUAACUUUUCCCAAUCCUCCAAUUGAAUGUUAUAUCCGAAAUCCCUUGCCCAUUGUACCAUCACUGAUUUUACUUCCUCCUCCUUCGUAUUCCACUCUAACAAUAUUUUAUACAUUUUUGACAGGUUUUUAUAUUCGUUAUUUAUUAUCUCUUUUGGAAUUUCGAUUCCUUUUCCUCGUAACCCCUUUCCUUCACCUCUUCUUUAAACAUUUCAUUUAUCUGAAAAUAGUGCAGCCAAUCAUAUGUGAAUACUUUAACCUGAUCGUAAGAUUUUACUUUCCACUUCCCUCCUUCAUUAGUGACCAUUUCUCCAUACUUUCCCCACUUUUCUCUCAUGUUAACUUUCUUUACACUUAUUAUCUCCAACGGGGAUAGCCAAUGUGGGGUUUUCGGUUCUAAUAUAUUUUUAUAUCUAUCCCAGACCUCUAUUAGUGGACCUUUGAAAAUGUGGCUACAAAAUUCUUUAUGCACUCUCUUUUUGUCCCUCCAUAGAUACGCAUGCCACCCAAAUCUGUUAUUGUGCCCUUCCAGAUCUAGUAAUUCUUUAUUCUCCAACUUUACCCAUUCUUUUAUCCAACACAAACAUGCUGCUUCGUAAUACAGUCUCAUGUCUGGUAGGGCGAAGCCCCCUCUUUCUGUUACAUCUGUUAAUAACUUAAACUUAAUUCUGGGCUUCUUUCCUUCCCAGACGUAUCUAGAAAUCACCUUUUGCCAUUCUUUAAAGUUUUUGUACCUUUUAAUAUGGGUAUCGUUUGGAAUAAAAAUAACAACUUUGGGAGCACCAUCAUUUUAACCAUAGAUAUUCUUCCCCAGAGUGAUAAUUUCAGCCUGGUCCAGACCUCCAGAUCUUUAAUUCCAUUCCAAACCGGGGUGUAGUUAUUUUGGUAUAAAUCGAUAUUUUUAUUGGUAAGCCAGAGUCCCAAGUAUUUAACCUUUUUAACCACCUCAAUUUCAGUUCGUUGCUGUACUAAUUCAAUCUUAUCCUGAUCUAAGUUUUUAACAAUCAUUUUUGUCUUACUCUUAUUCAAUUUAAAUCCUGCUAACUUCCCAAAUUUCUCCAUCUCUUCCAAAAUCUCCUUUAUACUCUCUAUAGGUUCUUCCACUGUUAAGACCACAUCAUCUGCGUAAGCUUUAACUUUGUACUCAUUUGAACCUAAUGUUACCCCUUUAAUUUGUUUAUUUUGUCUUAUUGCAUUUAGUAGGACUUCCAAAACCGCAAUAAAGAGCAACGGCGAAGCGGACAUCCCUGUCUUGUUCCUUUGGAUAUUUUUAUAUCUUCAGUAAUGAUAUUAUUAAUUAUCAGUCUCGCCUUCUGUUCUGUGUAGAUUGCCUUUAUGCCAUUUAAAAAUUCAUGGCCCACCUCCAUAAUUUCCAAAUUUUUCAACAUGAAGUCCCAGACUACAUUAUCGAAGGCUUUUUCCGCAUCUACGAAGAUUAGGCUGGCUGGUUUGUCACAUCUAUCAGAAAGAUAUUCAAUUAGAUUAACUAUACUUCUUGUGUUAUUUCUUAUUUGCCUGCCCGGUAAAAAACCCGCUUGGUCUUCGUGUAUAAUUUUUAUUAGUAUCUUUUUUAGUCUUUUGGCUAAAAUUCCGGCAAAGAUCUUAUAGUCCGUAUUUAAUAAAGAGAUAGGUCUGUAGUUCUUAACUUGGGUUAGGUCCGAAUCUUGCUUUGGAAUUAUUGUGAUAAAUGCCUCCUUCCAGGUGGCUGGGAUAUCUCUUUCCUUUAGAAUGUUAUUCAUCACGUCAAUUAUCGGAGUCAUCAAUGUGUCUUUCAUUUCUUUAUAGUAGCUCGAUGUAAACCCAUCUGGGCCCGGUGCUUUCCCUCUUUUCAAUUCUUUUAUUACUUCUUCUACCUCUUCUCUAUAUAUUGGGGCAUUUAGCUGUUCCUUUUGAUCUAUCGAAAUCUUCCUCACCAUCUUUUCUUUUAAAUAUCUUUCUAUUUUUUUUAUUGUUCCUUUCUUUAUUCCUAUAUAGUUGCUCAUAAAAAUCCACGAAUCCUUUUCUAAUUCCUUUCGGGUCAGUUGUUUCUUCUCCGUUUAUUUGUAUUUUACUAAUUGUAUUUUGUUCGUUCCUCCUUUUAACUUGCCAAGCAAGCCAUUUUCCUGACUUAUUGGCGAAUUCAAAAUUUUUCUGUCUUAACCUUUUGAUGUUCCACUCAACCUCUUUAUUUAUUAACAUAGCAAAUUGAGUUUGGAGGGACUUUAUUUCCUGCAUUAUCCUUUCAUUGUUUGGUUUUUAAUCAAUUUUUGUUCAUUGUCCAUGAUCUGUCUCAGAAUCUCUUUUAUCCUUUUUCUUUGUUUUUCUUUUCCACGCAUUUUGUUGAAUAAAAAGGCCCCUCAUUACUGCCUUACUUGCGUCCCAUACCACACUUAUUUUCACCCCUUUAUCUAAAUUAUCCAAAAAAUAUUCAAAUAGUUUCUUCCGUAUUUUUCAACGAACUUUUGAUCAUCCCAUAGGUUAUCAUUCAGCCUCCAUCUGAAAGUUCGUUCUUCAGCUCCCUUCAUCUCCAGUUCUAUUGGGUUAUGAUCAGAAACGACUUUGGCCUGGAUUUCAAUUUUUGAAUUCUUGGUGUCAAUUCAUUUGAUAUCCAUAUUUGAUCUAUUCUUGACAUUGAUUGGUUCGGUUCUGAGUGAUAUGUGAAUUGUUUCUCCAGAGGGUGCCUAAGUCUCCAAAUGUCUAUUAAAUUACAAUUCUUAGUCAUCAUAAAGAAUGUCUUAGGUAACUUUCCUUCUUUGUUCUUCGUUUUUCUUAAUCUGUCCAUUUCAGUUGAAACCACCCCGUUCAUGUCUCCCAUUAUUAUGAUUUUUUGAUCCAUGUGUUCAAAUAGCUUCUCUUCCAAUAAUCUAAAAAAUUCUGUUUUGUUUCCAUUUGGUGCGUAAAUCCCGACUAUUAUCAAUAUUUCACCUUGCCAUUUAAUACGAACUGCUAUUAUUCUUCCUUCCUCAUCCUUAAAUAAUUGGUGCGAUUCAAUUUUAUUUUUAAUAUAAAGUACUACACCUCUUUUUUUCUCUUUAUCCGAAGAUAUGAAUUCAUUCCCUAACCUCUUAUUGAUAAGAAUUUUCCUAUGCUUCUUGGCCACAUGUGUUUCUUGGAGGCAUAUGAUGUCCAAGUUCUUCUUUUUUAGAAUACGUUCAAUUCCGUUCCGUUUUUUCUUAUCGUUCAUUCCAUUAAUAUUCCAAUUCCAUAAUUUUAGCGUCAUUUUCCUUACCACUGAUCAAAUUUGAAUUUUAACCUAUAUCCUUUCUAUCUCUUCUCCUUCUUCCUCUUCUUCGUCUUCCUCAAAUUUUCCUCCGUUCUGUUCUUCUUCUUCUCCCAAUUCUGGUUCCUCCCUCAGUCUUAGUCCGCCUUCUGCUCCUUUAGACUCCUCCUCUCCCUGUUGAAGCUCUUUAUAUCUUCUUGUGAACUUUCCUAUUUCCUCAGGGCUUGUCAAUCUUCUUUUAACUCCUUUAUAAAAGAAUGAGACACCUUCCGGAAAUUCCCAUCGAAAGUCAAUCCUAUUUUUCUUAAGCAGUUGCACCAGUGGUUUAUACGGUUCUCUUCGUUUCAACAGCCUUAUUGGAAUAUCUUUAAAUAUAAUUAUGUAGUUUCCAUCGAUAUAUAGUCUCUUCUCUCUAUUCCUUUGCAAAAUCAGGUUUCUCAUCUCUCUAUCUUUAAAUGUAACUAAACAGUCCCCUGGGAAUUUCUUUACCCUGUUUGAUUUAAUUUUCAUUCUAUAUGCAUUUUGUAUUGUCUUCGCCACAACUUCUUCCGCCAACUCCAUCCACUGCGCUAUUUCCUUUGUUAGUCUUUCUUUUAUAUUUUCAUUUUGUACUUCCGGGAUUUGCCUCAAUCUUAAAUUAACUUCUCUCUGUUUUAGUUCAUUCAUUGCAAUAGAAUCUUUUAUUUCUUCCUGCAUUUUAUUUAAAUCUGCUAUCUCAUUUCUCAUUUUUUCUUCUUCCCGCUUCAUUUCUUUCAUUUCCUGUUUAGUCUUUUUUAAUCCUUCAUCCACUCUUUUUGAGACCUCCUUGAUCUGUCCUUUCAGUUCACUUACUGUCUCCUCAAUCUUUUUGUCCAUUUUCCCAAUUUUAUUAUCCACCUGUUCUAAUUUUGUCUCUAAGUUUUUCUCACUUUGUUUUAUUUCCGCAAACAUCCUCAAUAUUUCUGUUCUAAAUUCUGUUUCUUGUUUUGAGGCUCUCCUAUCUGUUGGGGUUCCCCCCUCCACCCCUUUUUUUUGCGUAUGCGACAUUAUCUUAAAUCUCAAAAUAUCGUAUAUUUCCACUGAAUAUUCCUUAUCUUUCCCGUCCUUCCUAUGUAAAUGUUCUUAUACUUGCUAUUAGGUAAUAUUAAAUUAACCGCCAAAAGUAGUAUGUACAACCCUAUAUAAAAUGACAACAAAUGACGAUAAAUAACCAGAAACCAGAGUACUACAAAUCGCGACUUCUUUAGACAAUUGCCUCCACUUAAUAUGUUUAAAUGUUAUCCCUUCCCCUAAACUUCGAGAGAAAGUAGUUGUCUGUUAGUUCUGGUAGUAUUCUGUUUAUAGUCUUCUUGCCCCUAUUCGGGCUAAUCCAACCAACGCUUUGGUAGACACCGUCCCGAUUUGUAGAUUUGUAAAUCCGAAUAUAAUUCAAGUAGAAAUAACAGAAAUUUUAGGAGAACUCCACUUAUAGCUUCAGAGGUACACCAAAUUUAAAUGUUAGUUUGAAUAUAAUUGUCAAUAUUCAUGUUAAUGUUCCUUAACCAAAUAUGUUCCUACUGAGUAGAUUAAUGAGUUUAGUCCAACAGGGGGGGAGGCCUCUCCUGAACGGUUAUCUUCUUUACUUCGUUAAGCCUAAAAAACCUCAACUGAGGUUUUCCAGGAUUAGGAUAUAAUAUUUGGCUUACGCCACAAGAGGGGUCAACCCCUUUCAAACUUAGGAGGAGGUUUCUUAAUUGGUUUUCCUUUUCAACUACCCUCCUUAUAUUCUUCACUCUUUCAAUGUAUAAACAGAGAUAACAGAGAUAACGAAGAAAGAUAGUAAACAAGAGGAAAACCCCAAAACGUCGACCCAAAGUACUUCAAGUUGUUUUGUCUUCUCUUUCUAUACGUCUUUUGGAGUCACUUAAUAUGGCGUCUGAAGCUCCUCUCCACCCCCGCUUAAUAUGGCGUUGGGCAAUCUUCCCAAUACCUUAACUUCUUCACAUAAAUCUUAACAAUAGUCCUCUUUGUAUUUCAGUUAUCUCAGUUACACUAUCGACUGGGUUUUCUCUUCUGUCACGACACUUCUCUGCUCCCCCUUAGCUUUCUCCCUUUCUCCUUUAUCUUUUGGAGAAAGUUUCUUUUUAACUUGAGUAGACGGGAGAGACGGAAACAGUAGCCGCUAGCGGUAACUUACUUUCUCUUUCGGCUCUGCAUGCAGCGCUGCGUCUUUUUCAAUGAAGUCAAACCGGCGCUGAACUCGGACUCUUCUCUUUUUACUCGGAGACUUCCUUAUCUUUUUCCCCUCUCACGUUGUUAUAAAGACUAAGUUCUGAAUCCGAGUUUCUUUAUAUCGAGAGCGGGGCGCUAAUCCUUGCAGGCUCGGGGCUUCGCUGGUUCGCCGCUAUAAUGGCUGCCCGAUUACCCACUGCUCGUUCUGCCGCUCUCUUCACCUUUAUUCAAAGGCUACCUGACGAUCGGACGAACAGCUUCCAGGCACUGCCGGGCACCUAGACCUCUAGACACCCUCCAGAGGCUUAACAGGAGGUUUUUUUCGCCCUAAAAACCUCCAAAUUCGGCCGAAAAAGCUAGGGCUCUCUCCGCAGAAAAAACCCUCGCCUGCAGCAGGUUCCGCGCUCCACCGGAAGUCCCGGCUCAGGGUCCUUUCCAACUCUACAGUUCUGAUUCUGAGUAGUGUGCUCUGGAGUGCUGUGACGUACAUGAAAAUUAGUUACAGUUAAGACAUGGUCUGAUUUGGAGCAAUCUCUGCACUCUAAACAUUUCUCACCUCGUAAUAAAUGUUGCACAAUUUGGAGUUUUUGCUUUAUGUAUGUCUGUUUUACCUAGGAUACCUAUCGUCACUGAAGCACCAUAAAGAUGAUGUCCCUGUAGUCAAGACUGGCAUGGAUUGUGGACUCAGUCUGGACAAGAACAUAGCAUUUCAAGUGGGAGAUGAAAUUGUUUGUUUCAAUGAAAAGGAAGUUGAGCAGACGAUCUCUUGGGACCCAGGAUUUUAA
This is a messenger RNA of Podarcis lilfordi (Lilford's wall lizard), 26574 nucleotides long. The record is from the annotation of a GenBank genome assembly. Lineage: Eukaryota; Metazoa; Chordata; Lepidosauria; Squamata; Lacertidae.